GUUGGUUCUUUCAUACUCAAAUACAUCUCACUCCAUUUCCUCUCUCUCCCUGUCUUGUGAAAUCAAAUGGCCAUCCUAAAAGCAUUUGUUGCUUCACUUCUUGUCUCUCUUGUUCUCUUCCAAGCCUUCCAACUAGAUGCUGCUAGUGUUGACACAUAUCCACCCACCAAAAUCGAUUGUGGAAAGGCAUGUGCGACAAGGUGCAUGCUAUCGAAAAGGCCACACCUAUGCAAUAGGGCAUGCGGAACAUGUUGUGGAAGGUGCAACUGUGUGCCUCCAGGCACCUCAGGCAACUAUGAAGCCUGUGCUUGUUACGCUGAAAUGACCACCCGAGAAAACAAAAAGAAGUGUCCGUAAAGUUGUCCAUUUUAAUUAAAGAUUAUUUAUUUCUAAUUUAUGCCCCCCCCCCUUUUUCCUUAAUUAUGUUAUCAUUCUCAUCACCAUAUAUUAAUAAAAAUUGGUUGUGUUUAGAAUCA
Helianthus annuus (common sunflower) is the source of this 476-nucleotide messenger RNA. Its product is annotated as snakin-2. The coding region runs from base 67 to 357 and encodes 96 amino acids. The transcript is spliced from 3 exons. Lineage: Eukaryota; Viridiplantae; Streptophyta; Magnoliopsida; Asterales; Asteraceae. The record is from RefSeq and is a predicted model, not a curated record.